AUGAAAACAUUGCGAUUAAUAACCAUUACAUUGACUGAAGGGCCGACACUAUCAUCGGUGAGCCGCGAGAGCAACGGCACGACGAGUGGUGGACAGUCAUCGGGAAGUCACGCCUCUGUGAACCGGUCGGCAACCAUAACACGGCUGCCGUCUAUACCGGAGCGUACGGUACGGUACCAGAGGAUAGCGUUGGACGAGUCGCUGCCCACCAAUUGGGAGGCCCGGAUCGACGCUCACGGGCGCAUUUUUUACAUCGAUCACUCCAACCGUACCACCACUUGGUCCCGACCGCAGCCCUCGCAACACCAGACGCCGCAACAGUCGACGAGUACGGCCCAGAAUAAUGAGUCCAUUCAGCGCCAGCAGUUGGACAGGCGGUAUCAAUCGAUACGCCGGACAAUGACUGGCCGCGGGUCACGUGAUUUUCAUUCCAAGGCGGCCAAGAGUGGUACGACCACCACCUCCGCCGCCACUACGACCCCUACCGGACCCGCGACGGCCACCGCCGACACCAGUCGGUUAUCAUCAACGGAUAUAAUCGACGGCCAAACGCAUAGCCAAUCGCGAGGGCCAAUGACCACCACCGCCAUCAUCACCACCACUACCACAGCGACAACAACACCGGCCGCCAUCACCACUACCACAGUGUCGGUGUCUACGGUCACAGUAAGCAGCGUUAGCGUUGGCCACACACCGGCGCCCGUAGUGUCGCCACCACCGGCACCACCGCCGCCGGCAGUGAGUGGUAGCGUUGCCACCAAUCCGUCGCGUGUGAUACUAGACCUGCCGGCGGUGCGCUUCCUGACCCGUACGGACUUUUUCAAUCUGAUGCACAUGAAUGACGAAGCGCUGGCCCAAUACAACGGCUCGUCGUCGUUGAAACACAUGGUGACUAAAGUGAGACGCGAGGGACAGCACCAGUUGACCGGCGCUUUUGAGCGCUAUCAACACAAUCGCGAUUUGGUCGCAUUGAUCAAUAAGUUCGCUGAGACACAGCGGGAACUGCCGUCCGGCUGGGAGUCGAAGAUCGACAAGACUGGCAAACAGUUCUUCAUCGAUCACACGUCGCGGUCGACCACAUUCAUCGACCCGCGGCUACCGCUGGACGUGCCGGUAGUCAAUCCGCACAAACUAGUGAUAGCGCCCAGUCGUCGACGGGUGCGCAACACCAUAACCAUCGGCGGCUCCACCGGCGACACCACCGCCACUGCCGGCGAAACCGGCGAAGAGAUCGGCGGCAACGGUAGCGCGUCGUCGCCAAUACCGCCGCCGCGACCGCCGGCCACGUCGUCGACGGCCACAACGCCCACCUGCGCGGCGCCAGCCGUCCCGACCGCCUAUAACGACAAAGUGGUGGCUUUCCUUCGGCAGCCAAACAUUGUGGACAUACUCUGCGAGCGGCGGCCGGCCGUCAAGUCCAACAGUUCCCUUCGCGACAAAGUCCAUACCAUCCGAUCGGACGGCACUCAGGCGUUGGACCGGUUUAGCGACGAUCUGGAGCUCACGAUACUGUUGUCGCUCUUCGAGCAGGAGAUCAUGUCUUACGUGCCGUCGACGGAUCAGCUCAAGCACUUGACCGGCGCCGCCGCCGCAGUGGCCGGCGGUUCGCAAUCGCCGCAGGCGUCCCCUCAGGUCCAGCGCUCGCAGAUCCGAGUGGCACCGACACCACCGGCGCCCUACCGACGGGACUUUGACGCCAAACUGCGUAACUUUUACCGCAAACUGGAGCAGAAGGGUAUGGGUCAGGGGCCCAAUAAGAUGAAGCUCAACGUACGCCGCGAUCACCUCUUGGAGGACGCGUUCAGCAAAAUAAUGGCCGCCAAUAACAAGAAAGAUCUCCAGAAGUCGCGGCUCUAUAUAUCGUUUGCGGGCGAAGAGGGUCUGGACUACGGCGGGCCCUCCCGGGAGUUCUUCUUCCUGUUGUCGCGGGAACUCUUUAACCCCUAUUACGGUCUGUUUGAGUACUCGGCCAACGAUACGUAUACCGUGCAGGUCUCGCCGAUGUCGGCCUUCGUGGACGACUGUCACGAGUGGUUCCGCUUCUCGGGCCGAGUGCUGGGUCUGGCGCUCGUCCAUCAGUACCUGUUGGACGCGUUCUUCACGCGACCCUUCUAUAAGGCGCUGUUACGCCUCCCGUGCUCUCUGUCCGACUUGGAGUACUUGGACCAGGAGUUCCACCAAAGCCUGCUCUGGCUUAAGGACAACGACAUCACCGACAUGUGGGAGAGUCUGGAUCUCACCUUUUCGGUCAUCGAAGAGGUCGCCGGACAAGUGGUCGAGAAGGAGCUGAAGACAGGGGGCCGUAACAUAGCAGUGACCGAACGAAACAAGAAGGAGUACAUCGAGAAGAUGGUGAAGUGGCGACUGGAGAGGGGUGUCGUCGAGCAGACCGAGUCGAUGGUGAAGGGCUUCUAUGAGGUGAUCGACCAGCGAUUCGUGUCGGUGUUUGACGCCCGGGAGCUGGAGCUGGUGAUCGCCGGCACCGCCGAGAUUGACGUUUGCGAUUGGCGUAAGAAUACGGAGUACCGCAGCGGUUACCAUGACUCGCACCCUGUGAUACAGUGGUUCUGGUCGGCCAUCGAUCGCAAGUUUGAUAACGAACAGCGGCUGCGGCUGUUGCAGUUCGUCACCGGCACCUCAUCCAUACCCUACGAGGGCUUCGCCGCGCUUCGCGGCUCAAACGGCCCGCGAAAGUUUUGCAUCGAAAAGUGGGGCAAACCUAUCAGUCUUCCU
This is a messenger RNA of Medioppia subpectinata, 2733 nucleotides long. NCBI's taxonomy places the organism in Eukaryota, Metazoa, Arthropoda, Arachnida, Sarcoptiformes, Oppiidae. The record is from the annotation of a GenBank genome assembly.